AUGGCUUCUAAAUUGGCUGUUUGUACCGCCGGCUUCAUCCACAUCGUCCUUGGACUGUCCCUAUUCCUAUCGCAAGAGGCCGAUGCCUGUUCCCCUGCUCCCCAGCUGGCCAGUUAUAUCUUCGCCGGAGCAGUACUUGUGGCGGCAGUUAGAAUAACGCUCUAUUCGAAGCGAUACAUCCAUUUGCCGUACUUCAUUCAGUUUCUGGUGGAGACUAUAGGCACGCUGGCCAUUCUAGAGUUCAGUAAUCUCUAUUUUUGGUGCCGUUUGGAGCGGAUUAUCCAUCACGUCGUGCGGCUGUCAUUCUUCUCCUUGGGAAUGGGCGCCGAAAAGUAUUUAAAGCAAGAGUACUGGCUUUUGGUAGUUCCUACCACAGCGCUGGCGGCCAGCUUUUUGGUCCUUGCCACACGGGGGGUAUCCCUUUUUCGAAAGCAACCAAUGAUCAUUAAUAUAAAUAGGAACAGGAGACACACGGAUAUGGUUGCGCAUCUUGAAAUUCUCAAAAAUUAUCGAAAUAGACCUUUAAAUCCUCGAAAUUAUAUCAACCAUUAG
Drosophila kikkawai is the source of this 552-nucleotide messenger RNA. RefSeq lists its product as uncharacterized. NCBI's taxonomy places the organism in Eukaryota, Metazoa, Arthropoda, Insecta, Diptera, Drosophilidae. The record is from RefSeq and is a predicted model, not a curated record.